Molecule: messenger RNA, 1071 nt
Organism: Didymosphaeria variabile
Lineage: Eukaryota; Fungi; Ascomycota; Dothideomycetes; Pleosporales; Didymosphaeriaceae
Exons: 1
Coding region: 1-1071 (356 amino acids)
Source: RefSeq, a predicted model, not a curated record
AUGGACACGCACCCAAACAGCGGCCUUGAAGAGCUCAGAGCAAAGCUUGACGAAAGGCUCAAAGACCUCCUCGCUCCCAUCGAUCUUCCAAGAUUAUCACGCCUCCCAACCUCCCGUUUCCUCCACACAGCCCUCCCAAACCUCACCCUAAUAGAACUCGUCUCCGCCUCCGCCUUCGCAGAAGAUUACAACGCCCUCUACACUUCCACAUUCCACGGCGCCGAGCGUGAACGCCCCGAUCUAAUCAUCUCCCGCCUUGCGCAAGACUCCGCCGGCCAAAGAACAGGCCUCUUCCCCUACCGCAUCAUCGGUCUGCGCGGUAACUCAGGAGAAGCACUCGGCGCAGCGCAAUUCUCCGUCCUCCUAUUCCCCACCGAAGAAGGGCAUUACGCAGUCCCCUACCUCCAAUACAUAUACAUCCGCCCCCAAAACAGACGGCAAGACCUCUCCGAGCUCCUGCACACCCUCGUCCUCGCCGUCGCCACAGCCGAGGCCGCGAAAUUUCCCUGUCCCGGUCUCGGUCACGGUCAACCAGGAGAUAAUGGGACUAACAUAAAAGUACAAGUUCCGUUUACGCUUUUUGAGACGGAGCCACCCUCCCACGGCGACGACGACGACGCGCGCGCUAUAGCUGCACAACGCACGCUUAUCCACGCCCGCAGCGGGAGUAUGGCCCUCAUGCUGCGUCGCAAAUUCCCCCUCCCAGAUAAGCAAUGGAAGUAUCUAAGCGCACACGUCCAGCCGGGUCUCGAGGCAGGCGACCCCCCUUUAACUCUGAUAUGGGUGAUCCGGCCGAAUCCCGCUCUCUCAGAAGACGCCACAAGUCCGAAGAUAGAUAUAGGAAAAUUACGUCCUGCGGUGCUCGCGGCGGUCUAUCUUAAUUUUCGACACGAGGGGUUUCCAGAGGAGAAUAUUAAGCUGGCGGAGAGUGUGGCGGGGAGGAGGAGAGUGGGGGCGGAGUUUUGCGUAAUGGAGCUGGGGAUGUGGGGGGAUGUAUCUUGGGGUGGACUAGGGAGGUGCUGGGAUUGGACGGGAUGGUGGGCGUGGAUGGUAGAGAUUCAUGACACGUGA